Molecule: messenger RNA, 9947 nt
Organism: Wyeomyia smithii (pitcher-plant mosquito)
Lineage: Eukaryota; Metazoa; Arthropoda; Insecta; Diptera; Culicidae
Product: ankyrin-2-like
Exons: 16
Coding region: 1004-8149 (2381 amino acids)
Biological process (GO): signal transduction
Molecular function (GO): protein binding
Source: RefSeq, a predicted model, not a curated record
GAACCGAAGUCAGUCUUCGGAAAGUGCUCGCUUGUGUCGGUCGUAUUAAAAGGUUACAGGGUGAAGUACAGUUAUUGAGCAAUAAAUAAAAGAAUAACAGAAAAAAAGGUUUAAAUCUACAGAAAUACUAGUGUUUUUGAAAGUGUACGAUUUCAAAAACGUACAAUCGGUCUGUAAAUCAAGCUUUAUUUCGAAAGACUCGAAUGUUUCCUGCAAAAUAAAAAUUUUCAUAGAGGAAGCCACCGCCUCUCAACGCAAAAGAAAAACUGAUUUGAUUGAAUUUCAAGAGAGCUACAAAUGACGAAACAAUUCGAACCUAUUCUGGGAAAUAACUAUACCAUUUGUCAAGUGAUUAAAAGUAAAAUUACUGUUGUUAAAGCAGUUACUACUGGUGGCAAUCUAGAAACCAUUUUCUAUUUAUCGUCAAUAAUUUAAGCUUACAUUUGAAUCUAAGAAAAAGUGAUCUAAGGUUUAAUGUACCUACCUUGAAGCUAAGUGAUUGUUGAAUAAAAAUUUGAUGCGUAUAGUGAAACAAGCAACAAAUUAGCGGCCCACAAAGGUUCCCCGUGGAGUAUAAUUUAGUUUAGCAGUUCUGGAACGGAACGGGAAAAGGUGGUGAAGUAAACAAAGCAUCCGAUGCCGUAGUGCAAGAGUUGGAAACGCUAAAGGGAAAAAGGCACUAAUAGAGGUGUGCGAGGCAUCACCGAAAAAAGAAGCAUAAAGCUGAAUUGUUUUUGGUUCUGCCCAACGGGUGCUUCCGGUUUGCUUGAGUGAAUACGUGAAAUUUCCUACCCUGCACGAGUGAGUGUGAAAUUUCGGACCCCAAUACUGCAUACUAUCGAGAAUGAUUGAUCAAGCUUUACGUGUUUGAGAGAAAAAUCGAUAUUCCUCAUUGAAAGUUGUAAAUUGUGCAGAAGUGAUAUAUCUAGCUAUAUGCGAUAAGUACGAAAGUUGCGAGUUUAAAUCUGCAGACAAAACUACAACGCAAUCAGAAGCAGACAAUAUGGCCUUGGAAGAAACACAGAACGGGUCGGUGGUGCCGCAGAAGGAUGUCGCACAGCAGAUUCAACCAGCCUCGUCCACCGAAAAACUGAACGCGGUGGCCAACGGUACCGAGAAAUCUCGAAACAACAAUAAACAGAACGACACAAACACAGCUUUUCUCAGAGCAGCCCGAGCGGGAGAUCUGCCCAAACUGAUAGAGUACCUCGAGACGGGACAGGUCACAGAUAUAAACACAUGCAAUGCGAACGGGCUCAAUGCCUUGCACCUCGCCGCCAAGGAUGGGCACUACGACAUUGUUCAGGAGCUGCUGAAACGUGAGGCAAACGUGGACAAUGCAACGAAAAAAGGUAACACGGCACUUCACAUAGCCUCAUUGGCGGGCCAGAAAGACAUCAUCCAGCUGCUGCUGCACUACAAUGCCUCGGUGAAUGUACAAUCGCAGAAUGGCUUCACGCCGCUCUACAUGGCGGCCCAGGAGAACCAUGACGAAUGCGUGAACUUAUUGCUGGCAAAAGGAGCGAAUCCGGCCCUGGCUACGGAGGACGGAUUCACACCUCUGGCCGUAGCAAUGCAGCAAGGUCACGACAAAGUCGUUGCCGUUUUGCUGGAAAGUGAUACUCGCGGUAAGGUGCGACUACCGGCGCUCCAUAUAGCAGCCAAAAAGGAUGACGUCAAAGCUGCAACACUAUUACUCGAAAACGAGCACAAUCCGGACGUGUCUUCCAAGAGUGGUUUCACGCCGUUGCACAUAGCCGCCCACUAUGGGAAUGUCAAUGUCGCUCAGCUGCUGAUCGAAAAAGGUGCCGAUGUAAAUUUUACCGCGAAGCACAACAUUACACCGCUGCAUGUUGCCUGCAAGUGGGGAAAGCUGAAUAUGGUCUCGCUCUUGAUCAAAAACAAGGCUCGUAUCGACAGCAUCACGCGAGACGGCCUCACACCGUUGCAUUGUGCGGCACGCUCCGGCCAUGACCAGGUUAUCGAGCUAUUGCUGGAAAAUGAGGCCGACAUAAUAGCGAAGACGAAGAAUGGGCUGGCUCCACUUCAUAUGGCGGCGCAGGGCGAGCACGUCAGUGCGGCCCGAAUUCUACUGGUAAACAAGUCUCCGGUAGACGAUAUUACAAUUGACUAUUUAACGGCGCUUCACGUGGCCGCUCAUUGUGGACACGUGAAAGUUGCCAAACUUUUGCUGGAUCGAAACGCAGAUCCUAACGCCAGAGCCCUGAACGGGUUUACGCCUCUUCACAUUGCUUGCAAGAAAAACCGAAUUAAGGUUGUGGAAUUACUAUUGAAACACGGUGCUACCAUCAGUGCAACUACCGAAAGUGGACUGACGCCGUUGCACGUGGCGAGCUUCAUGGGCUGCAUGAAUAUUGUGAUUUAUCUACUACAACACGACGCUAGUCCCGAUAUACCGACGGUGCGAGGAGAAACACCGCUACAUCUGGCUGCUCGAGCUAAACAAAGUGACAUCAUCAGGAUUCUGCUUCGGAAUGGUGCCUACGUAAAUGCACAGGCUCGCGAGGAUCAAACACCGUUGCAUGUAGCAUCCAGAAUCGGUAACGUCGAUAUUGUGAUGCUGUUGCUGCAACAUGGUGCUAAGAUUGAUGCCGUCACUAAGGAUAACUAUACUCCGCUACACAUUGCCGCUAAGGAAGGACAGGAGGAUGUUCUGGCUGCUCUGUUGGAAAACAAAGCUAAUAUGGAAGCCGUUACAAAGAAAGGAUUCACUCCACUUCAUCUGGCCGCUAAAUAUGGCAAUCUGAAAUGCGCACAACUGCUUCUGGAUCGCGGAGCGCAGGUUGAUGUUCAGGGCAAAAAUGGCGUUACACCUUUGCACGUUGCUAGUCAUUACGAUCAUCAGAAAGUGGCAUUACUCCUUUUAGAGAAAGGUGCUUCUCCCUAUUCUCCAGCUAAAAAUGGCCACACUCCGCUACAUAUUGCUUCCAAGAAGAACCAAAUGGAUAUCGCAAAUACUCUGCUAGAAUAUAGAGCAGAUCCUAAAGCUGAGAGCAAAACUGGUUUCACACCGCUUCAUCUUAGUUCCCAAGAAGGUCACCCGGAUAUGUCCAAGAUGCUGCUGGACAAUGGCGCUAACCCUAAUCAUGCUGCCAAAAACGGUCUCACUCCGCUUCAUCUGUGCGCCCAAGAGGACCAUACAGAGAUCGCGAAAACCUUGCUAGAUCACAACGCACAAAUUGAUCCUUCGACCAAGACCGGAUUUACUCCACUCCAUGUGGCUGCCCAUUUCGGACAAAUCAAUAUGGUUAAGUUCCUACUGGAAAACGAUGCAAACAUUGAGAUGAAAACCAACAUCGGUCACACUCCGUUGCAUCAGGCGGCUCAGCAGGGCCAUACAUUGAUUAUCAAUUUGUUGCUGAAGAACAAAGCCAACCCAGAAGCGGUUACCAACAGUGGCCAAACGGCGCUCUCGAUCGCCGACAAGUUGGGCUACAUCACUGUCGUCGAGACGCUCAAGGUGGUCACUGAAACCAGUGUCACACAAACGGUGGACGAAAAGUUCAAGAUUGUCGCUCCGGAAACGAUCCACGAGACCUUCAUGUCGGACUCGGAAGACGAAGGCGGAACGCACGAUGCCAAUCAGCUAACUGACACGAACGUUUUGAGUCAAACCCAGCAGUCGUGCAGCAGUAGUGGUGUUAUCAAGUACUAUCAGUCGCAGAUGCGUUACACACGCGAAGAUCCGAUCAUGUCCGACCAGCAGCAGUACAACUACAUGACGAGUGACGAAAAUAAACAGUUCGAUGACACCAAUAUCACCAACAUGAGCAUCGAUCCGAUGAAGGACGAGAAGUACUUGGAGAAGAUCAUUUCUAGCGCCGAGAAGUACACCUCGAUGGCGCCCCGCGAAAGCACACCCAACCCGCUCGACAUAACCGUCACCGAUAAUGUCAGCAUCACUCGAAAACCAAUCCAUGUCGGUAACAACCGCCCAUUGUCGCUGACUGUCGCUGGUUUAAGCGAAUAUGUCGAACGGAAAAACUUUGUGCCCCUGUGUAGGGAAAGAUUUCUAGUAUCGUUCCUGGUCGACGCUCGGGGCGGUGCAAUGCGCGGGUGUCGACACAGUGGUGUCCGUGUUAUUGUCCCCCCACGGUCAGCGGCCCAGCCAACGCGUAUCACCUGUCGGUAUGUGAAGCCGCAACGAAUAGCUAACGCCCCGCCGCUGAUGGAGGGCGAAGCACUUGUGAGCCGUAUUCUCGAGUUAGCUCCAGUUGGAGCCAAAUUUUUAGGGCCAGUCAUCAUUGAGGUACCACACUUUGCAUCACUGCGCGAAAAGGAGCGAGAGAUUAUCAUACUUCGUUCGGACAAUGGCGAAACCUGGAGAGAGCACACCUUGUACGACAGUGAAGAAGCAAUUCAUGACGUUUUGAAUGAAACGUUCAAGGGUGAUACACUCAACUUCCUGGAAGAUCUGCACACAAAUCGAAUCACUAGGAUUUUAACGAACGAUUUUCCGCACUAUUUUGCCGUGGUUUCACGAAUCCGGCAGGAAGUUCACGCUAUUGGACCGGAAGGUGGAACUGUUUCUGCCACUGCUGUUCCGCUUGUUCAGGCAAUUUUCCCACAAAAUGCCCUAACAAAGAAGAUUCGCGUCGGCCUGCAGGCACAACCAAUCGACAUGAAUAUGACAGCAAAUCUGCUUGGCCGAAGUGUCGCCGUGUCGCCAGUGGUCACCGUUGAGCCUAGGCGUCGCAAGUUCCAUAAGGCUAUAACUCUGAGCAUGCCAGCUCCGAAAGCCUACAAUUCGGGAAUGAUCAAUCAGUAUUCCGGAAAUGCUCCCACGCUGCGUCUGCUUUGCUCCAUAACCGGAGGUCAGAACAAAGCCAUAUGGGAGGACGUGACCGGUUCAACGCCACUGACUUUUGUGAAUGAUUGCGUUUCGUUCACAACGACAGUAUCGGCACGCUUUUGGCUAAUGGAUUGUCGUAAUAUCAAUGAAGCCACUAAAAUGGCAACCGAACUGUACUCACACACAUCACACGUUCCAUUCAUGGUGAAGUUUGUUGUAUUCGCUAAGCGAGUUGAUCAUAACGAAGCCAAACUGAGUGUUUUCUGCAUGACCGACGACAAGGAGGAUAAGACCUUAGAGCAGCAGGAGCACUUCACCGAGAUUGCUAAAUCUCGCGAUGUGGAAGUUUCUGAAGGUCGUCUGGUUUAUCUAGAGUUUGGCGGUAAUAUUAUACCAGUGAUGAAAAGUGGGGAACAAUUGUCAAUCCAAUUUAAUGCGUUCAAAGAAAAUCGUCUCACAUUUACGGUUAAAAUCAAAAACAAUCUCGAUGAUCUACUAGGACGUAUUUCGUUUAUGAACGAACCGAAAGUUGCCAAGGGAGAACCUACGCCGACCCCACUGUGCACUCUCAAUUUCACACUACCAUCGGAGAAAUACGGUCUCGGUGGAGAUGAGAUGGAAACGGCCUCUGAGUUCGAUCUGAGCUCAACCGAAGUGCUAAACUACGACCAGCAAUCGAUUGUGAAUGCAGCGAACAGAAGCAAAACAUUGAACUUUACCUUCCAAAAUGGCGAUGUGGGUAGCGAAAUACACAAAGCCGAUAUUAAAAUCACCGACAUUUGCAAUCUACUGGGAUCGGAUUGGCCAUUGCUUGCCGAAGAACUGCAGAUUUCACCGACCGAUAUAGAUCUUAUUAAAGCGGAAUAUCCAAACGACGAAGCACAACAAUCGAUCGUUAUGCUGCGGCUGUGGUUACGUCAGGCUGGGAAGGAUGCUACCGGAAAUGUAUUAGAACAGGCUCUCAUCAAGAUCAACCGAUCCGACAUUGUGAGCAAAUCAAUAACAAAUCUAGAGCUGGUCACCGACGAACGCGAGAGAAAGCUCGCUAAACAGCAGCUUGGUUCGACGAACGGACUCGAUGAGGUGGAUCCGGUGAAAAUCAACGGAAUAGAAUGCAAUUUAGAGGAUUCAACACACGAACCGGCAGAUGAAAAGCAGGAACACGAAACGGACGAAAAGAGUAAGGAACCAUCAUCUUUCUCAUCGCCGGACAACACCGAAGCCAUUCAGCAGAUUCGGAGGGAAAGCGGUGCCCUGUUCGGUAUCGCGUCAGCCAAAAAACAAGAUCUGGAAACUCCGCCGCCCAGUCCGGCUGAAUACAACAACCAAGCUGGUCUGACCGCCGACAAAGAGGAGAUCGCAGCCGUUGUAGAGGACGUACAAGAAAUCAUUCAAGCGGCCAUCGCGGAACAUGACACCACUGGAGACGACGAUGAAGAUUCCGUAGAAAUCAACGAGCCAGUGCUGGUACAGCAUAGAAUAACAGUACAAAAACCUUCUUUCGACUCCGGUGAUAACGAGGAAGAUGAUGAGUCGGAAGAUUUCGAGCAGCUUGAUCUAGAAACCGAUAAAAGUGGCAAGGUGAAAACGAUUAAAAAACAUUCGAAAGUCAAUAUCAAAAUUAACAAGCAGCUCGCUCAGCGACCGACUGUGGAGGAUAUUGAGUGGGAAGUUACUCCGCCCGCUAUUGCAGUUACCAGUGAUGGUGAAGAAAUUCCCACGGAAGUGGUUACGAAGGAGAUUUCAUCGGUUAAUCUGGAAGACGUUUCCAACGACCGAAGGUAUAGUCUGGAUAAUAUUGACCCACUGCCAGGUUCGCUACGGGUCGACGCGGGGCGUGUUUUUGAAAAGUCUUUCUCCACACCGGUUGAUGAUCAGCAGAAAGGGGAACAGAUUAUAAUGAUUUCGUCCGAUAAUAACAUCUCAGAGGUUGCGGCUGAUUAUUCCGGUGAUAUAGAUGAAUUUAUUUUUGUUCAAACCUCGCCGGAAAAUUUCGCGCAGCUCGAACGGGAACAAAAUGCCACCGACGAGGACGAUAACAGUAACCUGGUAAUCAUCACUGAAGAACACUACGACUAUGAGAUGGAGGAUGAUGAUCGAAGAUCAAGCGUAGUUGAUCAAUCGCCCCAAGAUGACGAAGAAGACGGACCGCAGAAAUUCAUCGUAUGCGGUAGUAGCUCCGAAAGUGACGAAGAACGUGUUGGCAAUAUUCGGAGUACAAAUCUGGCGGCAGGUCCGGUUGAAGGCGGAUUCGAUUGCCCCACACCAACCAUUACUGUUACGCAACAAUGUACGACAGCUGGUACGGCCAGUUACUCAACGCGAACCGGUGGCUCAUCUAGCGGAUCCGAUGUGGCAUUGCAUGAAACUGGCGGCGAGCUAAGCGAUGACGAUGAAACAGGCCAAGUCAUCUCUGUCCUGCAAAUACACGAACAAACAGCACAAAAGAGCACUAAUUCACCACCAGCAACAGCAACAGCAGCAGCUUCUAGCGUCGCACAAACUCCAGCUGCGGAAGCGGAAAGUGUCGAAAGAUUUUCCUCGAAGCAACAGCUUCCGGAAACCGACUUCAUUCAAUUCGAUUCUGUCGAAUCAGCACCAUCACCUGUUCAUGUUGAGGAGUCGCAGAUUGUGAUGACUGUCGAUACCGUCAUAGUCAGCACUGUUCCACUGGAUAUAGAUAAUAAGGAAAUGAAUCACGAUCCGUCUGCUAUUGGUGAUCAAAACGAUUCUGAACACGUGGUGACGGCCAUUCAGAGCAAUGAUGAUAAAAAUUAUCUAGUGCAAAACAACGACUCCGCUAUGGUGGUGGAACCUAGUGAACCGCCAGCGACCGCUGAUCUUGGUACCUGCCGGACGGAAACAAACACGUUCGUCAACGAAUCUGAUGAUGGCUCCCUGCGCACGACUGUGAUCACUACGACCACCACGAUCAACGCCACAUCCGAUCAGAUACCGGACGAGCUUCAGCAUCAGCUGUUCGAGCAGAUGCAAUCCGUUGCGGCCGCAGCAGGUCAGGACGAGCGGAACUCGGUGGUGACAACCGUGACAACUACCGCCGACGAAACAUAUGAACCAGGUUCGCCGAAUAGUAACAAGACAACGACAACGACAAAAACCAUCACACUAACCUCAACCGAUGGCGAUUUCCCCGAGGAUGAACUGCUGCGGAAAAUUACCACGGCCACGCAGUUUCUGCAGCAGUCCGGCAUGCCGGAGCUUGUGAAGGAGACACGAACCGUCACCGUGCAGGAAGCGGUCGACGGGAAACUCGAUGGUAAACCUUCGAUCAACACGAUUGUUGACGAGUUUUUGAACGAGGAACGGAAGAACUAAUUCUGCGUAGUGCGUCACCAGUUCAAAAGUUUAGGCGUAGCGAAGUCGUUAAUUAAGAUUGAAAUAAUUCUAUUUUUGUGGCCAAAAAUUGAAAUCAAGAACAAAAAUUUAUUGAUAUUGAUACAUUGUGUAGGACCACGUCGAGCGUAGAUUCGGAAACUGUUUUCCAAUGCUCUUGGUUGAGCCUCUCGAGGGAAGUUUUCAUCUUUCAUGAUUAUGAUUGUGUUACUCUAAAACAGUGUGUUUCUCGGCACAAUCAGCACCACGAUGUAUUACAAAAUAGUAACUAACACACGAACACACACACUUCAAGUUUUCAGAGAUCCUAUUUAAUUAAACAGUGCCUAAGUUACGAAGUUUUCUUUCGUAGUAUCUUACCAAGGCGAAGUGUGCCGAGCGGUUAGGUAGGGUAGGAGUACUGAACAGAUUUAGCAGAACAGUCUUUCGCUUCAAGCGAUCGGGAUUGUAAAUUAUUCGAUGAGCGAAAAAGAUUAUUUAUUUUUCUAACAUUUAUAACCGCCGCGCGAAUUACGUCAGGCAGACACGUAAAUUGAUCCGACAUUUGUUCUAUAUUUUGAUAGGAUUUAAAUAAACGGAACGAUCGGCAACUAAUACAGUUUUCGGACAGUGAAGGCAAAAUUGAGUUUUGGUGAAAUUUUUGUUUGACUCAUUCUUUGGUAGUAACCCUCCCGAAAGUCUGUGAGUGAAAUAUGCGAAACAGCAGGUGCUGGCAAAAGAAAUGCAAUACGUGAUAAAUGGUAACUUUGUUCAUAUUCAACAGCUAAAUCUUUACAAAACCACAAUGAAAAGUAUAAACACAAAUUAUAACUGAUUGGAAAAUUCAUGUAAGAAAUUAAUAUAUACAAAUAUAUAUAAAAAUAUCUAUCGAAUAACGGACAGAUUAUACUAUCAGAAAAUGUAGCUUUUAGCACUUUCGCUUUUCGCUGAUUGCCUAACGAAAAAAUAAAAGCAACAAAGGAAAUCGCAGAAAUGAAAUGUAGAUGUCACUACUAUAAAAACAGUAUUUUAAGAAGUGUUUCACCUUUGUUUUUAAUAUUAUACUUCCCAGUUUGUGUGACUAUUUAUUAAUUUCCCCUAAACCUCCCCAUAAGGUAGCUACUCGAGCAGAUUUUUCCUUUCCUAUUCUGUUUGUCGUAUUAUUGGUAGUCAUAUUUGUUAUAAUGCGUAAUUGUAUUUUUCGUUGUUUUUAUUCACACCAACCGUCCUAUCGUAAGCAGCCAGUUCUCGUGCAGCGAAGAGAGUGUACUUUUUCUUCCGAAACACACACACACAAAAAAAGUUCAAAACCAUGCAUCACACAGCUUAGUGCUCUAUUCGUAGCUAUUGCCCAACUCGUUUGAAUAUAGAAAAAUUGUAGCACAUCAAACCAAGGAGUCCGAUAUAUUUUUGAUCAACAAAAAAUCACUGAGUGAAAUACGAAGCUGUUCAUCUGACUAAUAUGAAACAAACUCAAUAUGAAUUGUGAAUAUGAAAAAAAAGUUAUUUACAAAAGUAUAUUGUUCGAUGAUGGUGAAAACAGAUUCAACUAUAUUAAGUGACACAAAUUAAUAACUAUUAAAAAAUAAGGUUGGAGAUAUGAGAUGCAAACGAAAUACAUUCACGGCAAAAUACUGCAAAUUUCAUUCAUUAGAAACACAGAGGAAUAGUAAUAAUGUAUUGCAUUAUUAUAUAUAGGUAUAAACACUGUGCGCUACCACUGGCAAAACAACAUUGAAACAUAUUUAAAAUUGAUCAAGUGAAGAUUUGAAGAAACAGAAAUAAAUUUAAUCCAGCUGAA